AAAAAAUCAGUUAUAAAUACCUUUCUACGGGGCAAGACCCUAGAUCCCAAAAAAAAAAAACGCCGCCUCAUCGGGAACCUAACUAAGCCGAUCUUCUCAACAUGUCUCCAACGGAGGGAUGCGCGACAAAAGGGAUGAGUCUACUGACAUUGAACGAAAGGGAAACCACUACUAAGAGAUCCAAACCACGAAAACGCGACAUUGGGAGAAUUCGUGUAAAGGGAUUUAGCAUCGACCUUCCCCGAGAUGAUGUGGAAAGCGCGUUGAGAAAACAUUUCUCUUCAUGUGGAGAGAUCACGGAUGUUUGUGUCCACGUACUCACGGAUAAUUUACUCAGCGAUCGUGGUUUUAUUUAUUUUCUGGGAGGACAAGGCACAGUUGACAAGGCUAUGCAACUUAGUGGAACUGACGUUGGUGGAUGGAAUGUCAUUGUUGAGCCUUAUCCUUUUCUGGAAAAUGCAGACUGGGACCCUGUUGCCUUUGUCCAAGGAUAUGACACUGGUCUUGGGAAGACUGAAAUCAAGAGAAUGUUGUUUAAUCAUUUCUCUUCAUGUGGACAGAUCAUGGAUAUCGAGUUUCACAAUAGCACCAUCGGUGUAGCUUCUGUGUAUCUUUAUGGAGAAGGUGCAGAAGACAAGGUGUUGGAUCUUGAUGGGUCCUACAUGGGAGGAUGCAAAAUACUUGUUAAGCAUAUUAUAACGAAUGGAAUAUACACUGUCCACCCUCGUCGUCGUCAUUAUGGCUGGCCCAGCAGCAGCAAGAGGAUGAGGAGAUGCUUGUGCCGAAAGGAAGGGAAUAAUGUUGACCAUCUGAUGCUACGAAUUUUUCCCGUACGGUUGGUGCAUAUGCGCUCAGUUCAGUCUGGCUGCAGUGUAGUCAAUCAAUUCAAAUCCACACCAGAUAUACCAUUAGAAAAGACCUUCUGAUAAUAUGUACUGAUUCGGCUCCGCCUACCUCUUCGAGAUUUGGGUUUGCUCUUUUUGGUUGAUUGAUGCGACGGCCUGACAGACUGACACUGCACUCUCUAACCCCUCCUCGCCAUGUCUAGCCGUCCUCCGGUAAAUUUAAUCAGCCAUUCUCUUCAUCUCUUGAUACUAUUUAACCUUGCAAGAAGGAAUACGAUUUUCAAACUUUCGUAUUUAUCCAGUAUCUCAACUCAUCAUCAAUCAAUCCGAUAAAACGUGGUAUCAAAAUCAACUUUGUUAAUUCCUUGGUAAGAUCAAGGCUACAUGGGCUUAGUUCAGGGCCGAUAUAAAUUUAAGGCCCAUAAAAUCUUAUUAUAAAUAAAGCUAGGUCAUAUAAAAACCUUUUAAAACAUAAGAAAUUCAAUUAUAAACACCUUCUUCGGAACCCAGGAGACCUAAUUUUAUAUAACAAAGCCGCUUUUCGAAAACCUAUCUAAGCAGAUCUUCUCAACUUGUCUCCAAUGGAGGAAUACGCGACCACCAAAGGGAUGAGUCUGCUGACAUUGAAUGAAAGUGAUGCUAAGAAAAUCAGACCAAAAAACAGCUACAUUGGGAGGAUUCGUGUGAAGGGAUAUAACACUGACCUUCCCCAUGAUGAUGUAGUAAACGCGUUGAGAAAACAUUUCUCUUCAUGUGGAGAGAUCACUGAUGUUUACAUCAGCGUACUACCCAAUAAUACUCUCCACAGUUUUGGUUUUGUUUAUUUUCUCGGAGAAGGGGCAGUGGACAAGGCGUUGCAGCUUAGUGGACGUGACAUGGGAGGCUGGAAUGUCAUUGCUGAUCCUCAUCCGUUUCCUAAAGAUGCAGACUGCCGCCCUGUGGUAGUAGUUCAAGGAUAUGACACUAGUCUUAGUAAGACUGAUAUCAAGAAAGUAUUGAGUUAUUGACUACACAUUUUUCUUCAUGUGGAGAGGUCACCGAAAUCCAGAUUCACAAGCGCAUAGGUGCAGCUGCCGUGUAUGUUUAUGGAGAAUGUGCGGAAGAAAAGGUGCUCGAUCUUGAUGGGAGCUACAUUGGAGAACACAAAAUAAUUGUUAAGCUUUUCAGUGCGCGGAGAAUAUAUACCGUCCACCCUCGUCGUCGUCAUUGCUGUCUUUCCCCAGUUACAUCAUUUUGAUUCUUGAUUCUUGUUUAUUUAUUACCAUAGUUGUUUAUUUUAGUUAAGAAGGGCUAAGAUGACUUUAAAGAGUAGAAAGCUCUCGGAUCUACUGGGAGAAGACAAAGACAAUCUCUAAGUUGUUUGUAUCUUUGUGAAAUAAAUGCAGGUUAAGUUGUUUGUAUCUUUGUGAAAUAAAUGCAACCUGCACUUUUAUGCUGUUUUUUUCAUUUUUCUGAAUCUUAAAAUAAACACUAAUGAUCAU
Molecule: messenger RNA, 2326 nt
Organism: Raphanus sativus (radish)
Lineage: Eukaryota; Viridiplantae; Streptophyta; Magnoliopsida; Brassicales; Brassicaceae
Product: nucleolin 2
Exons: 13
Coding region: 102-926 (274 amino acids)
Molecular function (GO): nucleic acid binding
Source: RefSeq, a predicted model, not a curated record